AUGCUCCACGGAAUCAUCCGCCAUGAUCGCGCGCUGCUCCUAUCUCUUCUCCGCUCUUGCAUUGGCUUCGAUGGGGGUAAAAGAUCCGGAGAAGCCAUCCAUUGCCGGAUCUUCAAGCUGGGUAUCUAUAAAGACAGGUUCUUGCAGACCGGGCUGCUCGAUUUCUACUCAAAAUGUGGAUGUUUAGAAGGUGCACGGCAAGUGUUCGAUGAAAUGCCCGAUAGAGAUGUAGUCGCGCAAAAUGCUAUGAUUGCAGCGUUUGGGGUGUAUGGUUGCUUGGAUGAUGCCCGCAAGUUGUUUGAUGGAAUGAUGGAGAGAAGCUCGGCGAGUUGGAACUCUAUGAUUAGUGUUUAUUGUAAAAGGUGUGAUCUUGAGGCUGCUAGAGAGUUGUUUGAUAGAAAUCCUGUUAAGGAUGUGGUGUCAUGGAAUGCGAUGAUUGAUGGGUAUUGUAAGGUAGGGAGAAUGGAGAUGGCUUGGGAGUUGUUUGAUAGGAUGGACAGUGCCAGGAACUCUGUUACUUGGAAUACGGUGAUCUCUGGGUAUUUGCAUUGCAGGGAGUUUGGAAAGGUGGUUUCGGUGUUUAGAAUGAUGCAAGAAGAGAAUGUGAGACCGACGGAGGUCACAAUGGUGAGCUUGCUAUCUGCUUGUGCUCAUUUGGGUGCUUUGGAUAUGGGUAGAUGGAUUCAUGCUUACAUUAAAAAUCAUAAUUUUAAAGUUGAUGUUGUUUUGGGUAAUGCGCUUGUCGAUAUGUACUUCAAGUGUGGGAGUGCAGAUAUGGCUGUUGAUGUCUUCCGAAGGUUGCCAGUGAAGAAUAUUUAUUGUUGGAAUUCGGUUAUUGUGGGACUGGGAAUGCAUGGUUAUGGCGAACAAGCUGUAGAGGCAUUUCAUGAGAUGGAGAAAGUGACUUCUUUUAAGCCGGAUGGAGUUACAUUUGUGGGGCUCUUGUCAGGUUGCAGCCAUUCUGGUUUGGUCGAUGAAGGGAAAAAGUACUUCCAUGAAAUGCAUCGAGUUUAUGGAGUGAAACCCAAGAUAGAGCACUACGGGUGCAUGAAGCUAUGCCAAUUCCUCCAAACUGUGUUGUUUGGGGAAGCUUUGCUCCGUGCUUGUAGGAUAUACAAAGAUACAGAGUUAAGUGAGCAAGUGACGAAACGACUGUUGGAGUUGGACCCGAGCGAUGGAGGCAAUUAUGUGUUUCUCUCAAAUGUAUAUGCUGCAUCGAAGCGUUGGGUUGAUGUUGAAAAGUGCAGGAAAAUAAUGAUUGAGAAGGGAGUGCGCAAAAUACCCGGUUGUAGCUCAAUUGAACUGAAUAACAUAGUUCAUGAGUUUGUUGCUGGUGAUACCUCACAUCCACAAUUCAAGAAAAUUAAUGCUUUCUUAGUUGAGAUUGAUAGGGAGCUGAGAAAACUUGGAUAUAGACCAGAUGUGGACUCUGUUCUUCAUGAUAUAGAAGAGGAGGAAAAGGAGGACGCAAUUAAGUAUCAUAGUGAAAAGAUAGCAAUUGCUUUUGGGCUUCUGAACUCGACUGGGACAGGGCCUAUUAGAAUUGUAAAAAACCUUAGAAUUUGUUAUGAUUGCCAUGAGGCAUCGAAACUAAUAGCAAAAUUGUUCCAAAGGGAGAUAAUUGUUAGAGAUCGCAAUCGGUUUCAUCAUUUUUGGGAUGGGGCUUGUUCUUGUAUGGACUAUUGGUGAUAAUGUGUUGUAUCUUGGGAUACCUUGAUUUUAAAAUACAGUUUAAGGCACUUUGAUCCAAUAUAGUA
Molecule: messenger RNA, 1757 nt
Organism: Dioscorea cayenensis subsp. rotundata (Guinea yam)
Lineage: Eukaryota; Viridiplantae; Streptophyta; Magnoliopsida; Dioscoreales; Dioscoreaceae
Product: pentatricopeptide repeat-containing protein At1g08070, chloroplastic-like
Biological process (GO): RNA modification
Molecular function (GO): RNA binding; protein binding; zinc ion binding
Source: RefSeq, a predicted model, not a curated record